Rhincodon typus (whale shark) is the source of this 2667-nucleotide messenger RNA. RefSeq names its product angiomotin (gene amot). The transcript has 12 exons. Gene Ontology annotation, molecular function: signaling receptor activity. Bases 106 to 2667 code for a protein of 853 amino acids. NCBI's taxonomy places the organism in Eukaryota, Metazoa, Chordata, Chondrichthyes, Orectolobiformes, Rhincodontidae. Gene Ontology annotation, cellular component: cytoplasmic vesicle; lamellipodium; bicellular tight junction. The record is from RefSeq and is a predicted model, not a curated record. Gene Ontology annotation, biological process: actin cytoskeleton organization; regulation of cell migration; hippo signaling.
UCAACCACAUUGCUGUGGGUCUGGAGUCACAAGUAGACCAGACCAGGAAAGGCUCAUUUUGAUGUCCAAUAUCUGCAAGACAUUCACAGAACACACGGGCUUGAAAUGAGAAAUUCAGAAGAAGGAGCAAGUGGGACAGUUCUACAGCGUUUGUUGCAAGAGCAGCUCAGAUAUGGAAACCCCAAUGAGAAUCGAAACCUCCUUGCCUUGCACCAGCAAGCCACAGUAAAUGUCAUUGCCUACAAUAGUAAUGGGUCUGUAGUACCUACAAAUGAUGGUCUGACACAAGAUGAGCGUCAAGUGGUCCCACAUUCUGCACGACAGGAACCCCAGGGCCAGGAGCUGCAAGUUGACAAUAGUGUCAUGGAGAAACAGCUGCAGACCAGAGCAGCACAAGCACAGAAUAAUGAGGAACUGCCAACUUAUGAAGAAGCGAAGGUCCAAUCACAGUUUUUCAGAGGACAGCAACAUACAGCAGCAGGAACUGCUUUCUUUGUUACUGGAAUAAAUAACCAGAAGAUGAGAACUGAAGGGCAGUCCACUGUCCAGAGGCUGGGUGCUGGAAAGGUUCACCAAGAUGAUGGACUUAAAGACUUGAAACAAGGUCAUGUUCGUUCUCUCAGUGAACGGCUUAUGCAGCUCUCCUUAGCUACGAGUGGUGUAAAAGCACAAUCUUCAAUUGCAAGUAAUGUAAUUUCGUCCCAACAGGCGAAUGAAUUCUACACACAUGCUGGGCAUGUUUUGUCUCAGACGUCCAUAAAGGGAAUAGACCCUAGGGGGCCUCCACCUGAAUAUCCUUACAAAAAUAUGUCAACUUUACCUGUUACUUCCAAGGCUCAGGACUAUGGCAGUUUCUACAGUGACUUUAGACUGGGGGUGACAACAGAGGGUUUGAAGCCUUCCUCAAACUCUCAACAACAGAUUAAGCCAGAUGCUCCUGUUAUGAGAUAUCAACCGCCUCCUGAGUAUGGGGCUGUCAGGCAAACUCAAGAGGGGUCAACACAUCAGCAGUUGCAGUUACAGCAGCGAAACUAUCAACACAGCCCAUCGUCAUCUCAGACAUCAAUGGGAUCUACGUCAGUGAUGCAGCCACCACCCUCACCGAGUCUGUUGGCUGCUCAACACCAACAGAACCCCCUUGCAAGCCACCUGAAUCAGCAGUUCCAGGGUGACCCAUUGGCCAUUGUCUUGCGAGCUCAGCAAAUGGUAGAAAUCUUAUCUGAGGAAAACCGUGCUCUUCGACAGGAGUUGGAGGGAUACUACGACAAAGUAGCUAAAUUACAGAAGUUGGAGAUGGAAAUUGAGAGGGUUUCAGAAGCUUAUGAAAACCUGGUGAAAUCUUCUUCCAAGAAGGAAACCUUGGAAAAAGCCAUGCGGAACAAGUUGGAAGGUGAAAUCCGCAGACUUUAUGACUUCAAUCGAGAUCUAAGAGAUCGACUGGAAACUGCUAACAAACAGCUUGCUGUUAAAGAAUGUGAAGGUUCUGAAGACAGCCGAAAAACUAUUGCUCAGCUCAUUGGGCAAAAUAAAGAAAAUUUAAGAGAAAAGGAGAAGCUGGAAAUGGAGCUCUCUGCUCUCCGUUCUACCAAUGAGGAUCAGAGAAGACACAUUGAAAUCCGGGAUCAGGCCUUGAACAAUACACAAGGGAAAGUGGUCAAAUUGGAGGAGGAGCUGAAGAGGAAGCAGGUGUAUGUGGACAAAGUAGAAAGAAUGCAACAAGCUCUGAUCCAGCUGCAGGCAGCAUGUGAGAAACGGGAGCAGCUUGAACAUCGGCUACGAACCCGACUUGAAAGGGAAUUGGAAUCCCUUCGGAUGCAGCAGCGUCAGGGUACCUCCCAGAGCCCCACUGCUCCUGAGUGUAAUGCCACUUCCUUAAUGGAACUGCUACGUGAGAAGGAAGAGCGAAUCCUGGCUUUGGAGGCUGACAUGACAAAGUGGGAACAGAAGUAUCUUGAAGAAAGUGUGAUGCGUCAGUUUGCAUUGGAUGCUGCAGCUACAGUGGCAGCUCAAAGGGAUACCACAGUUCUCGGCCAUUCUCCAAAUGGUAGCUAUGAAACAUCCUUGGAAGCUCGGAUCCAGAAGGAAGAGGAGGAAAUUCUGAUGGCCAACAGGAGGUGCCUCGACAUGGAAAGCAGGAUUAAGAAUCUCCACGCUCAAAUUAUUGAGAAAGAUGCUAUGAUCAAAGUUCUCCAACAGAGAUCACGGAGAGAACAAGUCAAAACGGAACAACCAGCUGCUUUAAGACCAUCAAAGUCCCUUGUUUCAAUUUCCAAUGCUACAUCUGGACUUUUGUCUUAUCCCACAUUGCUGUCCAGUAAUCCAAUCAUUGAGGAGAAGAAGGAAGACAAGAGUUGGAAAGGCAGUUUGGGUUUUCUGCUCAGCACAGAUAGGAAUGAAUCGCAUUCUUCCUCCUCUUCACCGGUUCUACCCUCCACACCACUUCUUUCAGCGCAUUCUAAAACAGGAAGCCGGGAUAGCAGCACCCAGACAGAAAGAGGUCCUGAGCAUAACAAAUUGGGCACUGCCUCACCAUCACAAGGAAAGCCAGGCAGUACUAGCCCUGCAAGUAUGGAAAAAACAGAUAUUGCCAGUUCUCCUGACUCUUUACAGCAAUUACUGUUUUUGUUCCUGACCUGUGAAUGUUUGUCGCAGGUACUAGGUGGCUAA